Messenger RNA from Musa acuminata subsp. malaccensis (wild Malaysian banana), 1641 nucleotides. RefSeq lists its product as uncharacterized. NCBI's taxonomy places the organism in Eukaryota, Viridiplantae, Streptophyta, Magnoliopsida, Zingiberales, Musaceae. The record is from RefSeq and is a predicted model, not a curated record.
UUUAUCGUCGGUCGACGAUUGGAUCAACCGACCCCGUUGAUAUCCCAAAUACGAAUCAUAUCUGGAGAUCGAGCCGAAGGCGGUGGAUUCGAGAUACAGGCGAGAGGGGGACGCCUGCUGCUUCUCCGAUCGAUCCGUGGGUCUCAGAUCUUCUUGAUCCCGUCCAGGUUUUAUGGUGCUUCUGACUUCUGUUCUUCAUAUUUAAAUUGUGGUGAUGCCAUCAUCUCUUUCAUAAUUUAACAAUAAUUAUGAACCUACCGAACAAUGUGAAGCUGCUUUUGUUUAGAAAUAUUGCUCUGGCUUCUCAAUUCUAAAGUUGGAAGACAUGGCAAAAUUUGGAACUGGUGGUCGCAGUGCCCUUCCCAGAAAAUCAAAUGAGAACAUGAGGCUUAUUAUUUCAACAGUCAUUGGAAUUGUGUUAGGUUACUUGAUAGGCAUUUCCUUUCCCACAGUCAGCAUAACCAAGCUUCACUUUCCUUCCAGUAUUAUAUCAUACAUUGAAGACAGGAAUUCAGGCAUCACUACCCAAACCUUAUUGAACCAUGCUUGGACCUCAGCUAAUAAUCAAAAUAGAAAUAACGCUACUUCAAACACAACUGAUACUUUAAAGAUUUAUGUUCCUACAAAUCCCAGAGGUGCAGAAAGACUACCACCUGGCAUCAUUGUGCCAGAAUCAGAUUUUUAUUUGCGCAGAUUAUGGGGUAACCCAGAUGAGGAUCUAAUCACCCGGCAGAAAUAUCUUGUGACAUUCACUGUUGGAUAUGACCAGAAAAAGAACAUUGAUGCUGCUGUUAAAAAGUUCUCUGAAAAUUUCGCAAUACUAUUAUUUCAUUAUGAUGGUCGAACUUCUGAAUGGGAUGAAUUUGAGUGGUCAAAACGAGCUAUUCAUGUGAGCACCAGGAAGCAAACUAAAUGGUGGUAUGCCAAAAGGUUUUUGCACCCUGACAUUGUGGCACCAUACGAGUACAUAUUCAUUUGGGAUGAGGACCUAGGAGUUCAGCAUUUUGAUGCCGAAGAGUAUAUCAGAUUAGUAAAGAAGCAUGGACUGGAGAUUUCACAGCCUGGCUUAGAGCCUGACAAAGGGUUAACAUGGCAAAUGACAAAAAGGAGAGGUGACCGUGAAGUCCACAAGGAAACAGAGGAAAAACCAGGCUGGUGUGCCGACCCCCAUCUGCCCCCAUGUGCAGCGUUCGUCGAGAUAAUGGCAACUGUGUUCUCUAGGGAUGCAUGGCGUUGUGUAUGGCACAUGAUUCAGAAUGACUUGGUCCAUGGAUGGGGCCUCGACUUUGCUCUAAGAAAAUGCGUAGAGCCGGCUCAUGAGAAAAUUGGAGUCGUAGAUUCACAGUGGAUCAUUCAUCAGGUGGUUCCUUCGCUUGGAAACCAGGGCCAGUCAGAUAACGGCAAGGCACCAUGGGAAGGGGUCAGAGAGAGAUGCAAAAAAGAGUGGGGGAUAUUUCGGAAGCGAUUGUCGGAAGCUGAGAAGGCAUAUUAUCUUUCAAAAGGGAUCAGCCCCCCGAACUCAACAGGCGUUUAAAUUCAUGUAUUAUUUCUUUUCCCUUCAUUCAUCGGUUGGUUAUUGCGUGUAUAUAGAGAUCUGUCGCUCUAUAUUGAUAUAUUAUUGAUCCUUGCGUUUUCACUCCA